Messenger RNA from Umbelopsis ramanniana AG, 1348 nucleotides. RefSeq lists its product as uncharacterized. The record is from RefSeq and is a predicted model, not a curated record. The transcript has a single exon. Bases 290 to 1201 code for a protein of 303 amino acids. Lineage: Eukaryota; Fungi; Mucoromycota; Umbelopsidomycetes; Umbelopsidales; Umbelopsidaceae.
AAAAAACAAAUUGUAUACAUUACUAAGGAUAUGUGUUUGAAAAAAAAAAGAAUACGUGUAAAGGCCUACUAUGAAGACGUGUUAAAGAUUGAGAUGGUAUGGCAUAAAGGGGGUUGCUUAAAGGGAUACAGGUAUACGCGUAGUAGCACUCUGGUAUUGUCGCAGAAGACGUGUUCUAAAAUAUAAAAUAAAAAUUCGCGACCAAAAAAAUUACCAUUGUCACUUGGCCAACAAUUCACACCAUUGUUCACAAGCUGCAGGCCAUUUCCUCAUUCAUUGAUCUGCUUCCAUGACAGACACCGACAAUGUCAUAAAGCCCAUUCGCUACCGCUUCAAUUCCCAUAAUGCACAGCCCAUGAAGCGACGAAAAACACGGGUCACUAAACCACCAAAGAAACCCGCUGCAGCAGCUGGACCUUCUGUACGAGAGACCACGCCGUCAAGGAUAAACUUGUCUCAAAGUCUCACAAGCGGCAGUCGCACAACAGCUCCGUUAGGUGAUUGUGUUCUCUUUUUCGCGCAUCAGAAUGAAGAGGAACGGGAUGUUGGCAUGUCACAAGCUCGAUCAUUAGGAGCACAGUUGGCGCAAAGUGCGAAUGAAAGUACGCAUGUUGUUCUUCAUGUUCCACAUCCAAACAAAAAACAACAGCAACAAUUUCUCAGUUGGAGAGAAGAAGGGAAAUGGGUCGUUUCAUUGACGUGGGUACGUGCGUGUAUGUCCACAUGGUCCCAUCAAGCAGAGUUCAACUACCCUCCGGGACGCGGAGAUCAUUCUUUGGUUACCGGUGACCAGCAACGCCAUACAAUUAGUAUUAACCCCUUCCACCACCAUGAACCGCCACCUGCUGCAGAGGAUGAGUUGGAGCACCAAUCAAACAAUGAAACAUUAAAGUCCAGCACAUUGUCCUAUCACAGUGCCAUCGACUCCCAAACUACCUCUCCUCCACCACCUACAUCUAUUCAAAAGUUAGCAGAUAUAGCGGCUCAGUAUGAUCAACCCCUUCACUUAGACAGAGCUUCUUCAUCCACCAACAAAGUCCCUUCUAAUCAACAAAAGAUCAGGCACGCUAUGAUGGCACCUCACAGCAGCGACCCCAACAUCAAAAUCUGGACAGAGGAGAAGAUGACGCCUGAAGGAUUAAUGGAAAAACACCGUUCGGGCAGGCGGAAAUCCAUGAGACUCGGAUAUUCCAGAAAGUAAUGUUGCCUACUGGAGAAAUUAAAGGGCCUUUUGGCUAAUUCCCCAUAUAGAUAACCCCCCGCAAAAAAAGGCGCUGGUUUAAAGUUUUAUCCCACUGUAAAAUAGAAUAAAAUAAAAACCCUUACCCGCCAUCGCUUUUCCUCUUCA